Bipolaris sorokiniana ND90Pr is the source of this 1189-nucleotide messenger RNA. RefSeq lists its product as uncharacterized. The transcript is spliced from 3 exons. The record is from RefSeq and is a predicted model, not a curated record. NCBI's taxonomy places the organism in Eukaryota, Fungi, Ascomycota, Dothideomycetes, Pleosporales, Pleosporaceae. The coding region runs from base 61 to 921 and encodes 286 amino acids.
GCCCUCAACUCGUCAAUACCACUGCCCAAGGUCGCUCCAAGGCUUAUCAUAGGCAUCACUAUGGCUCUGUCCCCGACACCUCAGGCCCUUCUUUUUGAUGUCUUUGGUACCUGCGUCAACUGGCGCAAGUCCAUCGUUAGCGCCCUGUGUGACAAGGCUCACGAGUCGCUCAAUGCCGCCACUGCAUCGCUAGCUUCUCAGCUUCGACUACGAGCUUCUGCCAUGACGGAAGAAGAUUGGGGUCGAUUUGCACAGGAGUGGAGAGACAGCUACAAGGUCUUCACCAAGAAACUCGCGGCGGAUCACUCGUCCACUUGGAUGACCGUCGAUGACCAUCACCUCAAGUCACUCAAGGAGCUCAUAGCCAAGUGGCAGCUCCAAGGCUUGUGGGAAGAGCAUGAGAUUCGCGCUCUGAGCCUUUGUUGGCAUCAUUUGGUGCCAUGGGACGACUCUGUUUUGGGUGUUCAGCUACUAAACCAGCUGUUCGCAACAUGCACACUUUCCAACGGUAAUAUGAGCCUCCUCUCUGAUCUCCGCGCCUUCACCGCCAUACCCUUUACGCGCCUCUUCUCGUCCGAGAUGUUCGGCACCUACAAGCCGUCGCCCGAAGUCUACCUUGGUGCUGUCAAAGCAUUGGACGUCGCGCCUGCCGAGUGUGUCAUGGUAGCUGCUCAUUUGAACGAUCUUAAGGCCGCCAAAGAAAAUGGUCUGCAAACCAUCUAUGUUGAGCGCGCUGGUGAGGAGGACUGGGACCGUGAAGAAAUUGAGAAAGCACGCACUGCCGGCUGGGUGGAUAUGUGGGUGGGUCUUGGUAAUGGCAAUCGAGGCUUCAUAACGGUGGCAGAAAAGCUGGGCAUCGCGGUGACAAAAGGCAAUGAGGCGACGCGGCUGAGCUCCUCCCUCCCCAUUGGCAUGGAUUGAUGAUGCCAAUCUGGCGGAUGCCUCUUUCUCUCUCCCCAUGUCAGAUUAUGGGUGGGUUAGACAUGCGUAGUGACGCGUUAUGUUUAGAUGUCUCGGGAUCCUAUGGUGUGCAAGACUCUUGUGACGCGUAGUGAUGGUUUAUUUCGCGACUUGUGAUCAUUGAAUCAUGCUGAAAAGAUAGAAUAGGGAAUAUGUUUAGAACGUGUAGUUCAGGCGACUUUUCAGUGCGCGUAAUGAAUGAUAUUGUACGUGGUGUGGUGUCCAGGUG